UUGGGGAAUGCAAUAUAUAGCAAGUUAUACAGACAAAUCUGAGCCACUCUGCAAAUCUGUCUCCCCGUUUUUGUUUCCAUCUUCAACUAAGAUUGUGAAGUGAAACAAACGGCAAGAUGUCGGAAAAAAAGAUGUCUUCGAGUCGCAAGCAUCAUCUAAAAAGUUUGAUGCUGUCCAUCGCCAAAGGUUUGCUGGAGGAGGAGGAGAGAGAGCGGGAGUUGGAGAGGUCGAGGUACAUGGCUGAAAACUGCCCUCCUCUGUCCCUGCCCAGAAGCAUGCAGGAGCUGCAGGACUUCUGCAAGGACCUGCAUCGCAAUAUUGACAGAAUUGAUGAAGAGAGAUAUGACCUGGAGAUGAAAGUCAUGAAGUCCAACAAAGAGAUCGACGACCUGAAGAUCAAGGUUCAGGAUCUGAUGGGUAAAUUUAAGAAGCCUGUCUUGAGGAAAGUGCGCAUGUCUGCUGAUGCCAUGUUGAAAGCUCUGCUGGGCUCCAAACACACCGUCAACCUGGACCUGAGGGCCAACCUGAAGCAGGUCAAGAAGGAGGUCAAAGAUGAGGAUAAGGAACUGCGUGAUGUCGGCGACUGGCGUAAAAACAUUGAAGACAAAGCUGGCAUGGAUGGAAGGAAGAAGAUGUUUGAGGCUGAGGCUUAAGUCAAUGUCUUAUCUUUUCAAAACCUGCAUCUGCUCUGAACAGUCCUGCAGUUUUUUACAUUUCUGUCUUAUUGUCUGGAUUUAUUUACCUUUUCAUUUUUGCAUUAUACAGUAAAUAUGUAAAGAGCCAACAUGUAAGCUGCAGAAACCUUGACUGAAUAAACAAAUAGCACCUGCA
Messenger RNA from Sphaeramia orbicularis (orbiculate cardinalfish), 831 nucleotides. RefSeq names its product troponin I, fast skeletal muscle-like. Gene Ontology annotation, cellular component: troponin complex. NCBI's taxonomy places the organism in Eukaryota, Metazoa, Chordata, Actinopteri, Kurtiformes, Apogonidae. Gene Ontology annotation, biological process: cardiac muscle contraction; skeletal muscle contraction. The record is from RefSeq and is a predicted model, not a curated record. The transcript has 7 exons. The coding region runs from base 117 to 653 and encodes 178 amino acids.